Fragaria vesca subsp. vesca is the source of this 775-nucleotide messenger RNA. RefSeq names its product frataxin, mitochondrial-like. The transcript is spliced from 5 exons. Gene Ontology annotation, biological process: intracellular iron ion homeostasis; iron incorporation into metallo-sulfur cluster. Gene Ontology annotation, cellular component: mitochondrion. Gene Ontology annotation, molecular function: ferroxidase activity; 2 iron, 2 sulfur cluster binding; ferric iron binding. NCBI's taxonomy places the organism in Eukaryota, Viridiplantae, Streptophyta, Magnoliopsida, Rosales, Rosaceae. The coding region runs from base 2 to 565 and encodes 187 amino acids. The record is from RefSeq and is a predicted model, not a curated record.
CAUGGCUUCAAGGUUGCUCCAACUGAGAAGGCUCUCGAGGCUUCUUCUCAAGCCCCCAUCUUCGAAUUUCAGACCAUCCUCCUAUCUUCUUCUAGAAGCUUCGAGACCUCUCCACCUCCCGGACACUAGCCACGGACCUCUCUAUUCGAUUGCUUCCAGAAGCUUCUGUUCUUCUCCCCCUUUCAAUCUCAACGAAGGCCCCGCCGCCAUCGAUUACAGUUCAGUACUGCAGGAGGAUGAAUUUCACAAGCUAGCUGAUUCUACAAUACAUGAUCUCCAAGAAAAAUUUGAGGAAUAUGGAGAUAGUGUUCAAGUUGAUGGCUUUGACAUAGACUAUGGGAAUGAGGUAUUGACAUUAAAGCUUGGGGAUUUGGGCACUUAUGUUUUGAACAAACAAACACCAAAUAGGCAGCUUUGGUUGUCUUCCCCUGUGAGUGGUCCUUUCAGAUUUGAUUGGGAUCGGGAUGCUGAAGCUUGGAUAUACAGGAGGACAAAAGUUAAGUUAUUAACACUUUUAGAAACUGAGAUGGAGCAAUUGUGUGGUGAGCCGAUCAGCCUUUCAUGACCCUGCAAAAGUUUAGGGCAUACUUACACAGUUUCUGAUGGAAAUUUGUUUCAGCAUUGGUAAAUUAUCUGUAACAGUGUGUUGUUAGUAUGAAGAGGUACUUUAGUUGGAAUUUUCAGAUUUGUUUCAUUUGUCAUGGUUACCUUCUAUGAAUAAAGUACGAGAAUGCCAGCAUUCAGAGAUUGAUAAGUAAUAGGUUAUGUUGCUACC